Acomys russatus (golden spiny mouse) is the source of this 1950-nucleotide messenger RNA. It is a transcript of the gene Nt5c1a, whose product is annotated as 5'-nucleotidase, cytosolic IA. Gene Ontology annotation, molecular function: nucleotide binding; magnesium ion binding; 5'-nucleotidase activity. NCBI's taxonomy places the organism in Eukaryota, Metazoa, Chordata, Mammalia, Rodentia, Muridae. Bases 367 to 1488 code for a protein of 373 amino acids. Gene Ontology annotation, biological process: adenosine metabolic process; nucleotide metabolic process. The record is from RefSeq and is a predicted model, not a curated record. The transcript has 6 exons. Gene Ontology annotation, cellular component: cytoplasm; cytosol.
GAGCUUCCUCCUCUCUCGGUGCUCUUGAAUUUCAUCCCCACAACCCUGAAUCCACAGCACCCUACAAGCCCAGCUCCAGCCGGCCUGCUCCAGAAAGCAGCCGGCACCUGCCACCCAUUUGCUUCAGCUGUGCAUCUGCCAGGGAAACAGAGUUCGGCCUUGUCCUAAACGCCUGGGGGCGGCUUGAACCUGCCGGUCCCCUACCCCCGGCGGGCGGAGCGGGGCGGGCUCACUUGCAGUCCCUCCCGGCCCUGCCCGCUUAUUUCUCCUGCCUGGGACGCGCCUCCCAUCCACAACCCAAUCCAGCGAGCUCCGCGUCUCCGCCGCCUCUUCUCCCGCAGGACCGGAUCGGAUCCGAACCGGAGCAUGGAACUCGGACAGCCCCGAGAAGCCCGCGAACCCGGGCCGGGGGCAGAGACCGCCGCGGUGUCGCACUGGGAGGAAGCCAAGACUUUCUAUGAAAACCUCUCGCCCAAGAAGAAACCUAAAUCGCCGAAGCCUCAGAAUGCAGUCACCAUCGCUGUGUCCUCACGAGCCCUGUUCCGCAUGGAUGAGGAGCGGCGGAUCUACACAGAGCAGGGUGUGGAGGAAUACGUGCGCUACCAGCUGGAGCACGAGAGUGAACCCUUCAGUCCCGGGCCCGCCUUCCCCUUUGUGAAGGCCCUGGAGGCUGUGAACAAGCGACUUCGGGAGCUUUACCCCGAUAGCGAAGAUAUCUUUGACAUUGUCCUCAUCACCAACAACCAUGCUCAAGUGGGAGUUCGUCUCAUCAACAGUAUCAACCAUUAUGACCUGUUCAUUGAGCGAUUCUGCAUGACAGGAGGGAACAGCCCCAUCUGCUACCUCAAGGCCUAUCACACCAACCUCUACUUGUCAGCUGAUGCAGACAAAGUGAGAGAAGCCAUUGACCAGGGGAUUGCCGCUGCCACCAUCUUCAGCCCCAGCAAGGACGUGGUUGUGUCCCAGAGUCAGCUCCGAGUGGCCUUCGAUGGGGACGCAGUACUCUUCUCGGAUGAGUCGGAGCGCAUUGUCAAGGCCCACGGGCUGGACAGAUUCUUUGAGCAUGAGAAGACGUAUGAGAACAAACCUUUGGCACAGGGCCCCCUAAAGGGCUUUCUGGAAGCACUGGGAAGACUGCAAAAGAAAUUCUACUCCAAAGGCCUUCGACUGGAGUGCCCUAUUCGCACUUACUUGGUGACAGCACGAAGUGCAGCCAGUUCUGGGGCCCGGGUCCUCAAGACUCUGCGCAGCUGGGGCCUGGAGAUGGAUGAAGCCUUAUUCCUAGCCGGAGCACCCAAGGGCCCUCUUCUGGAGAAGAUCCGCCCACACAUCUUCUUUGAUGACCAGAUGUUCCAUGUGGCUGGGGCUCAGGAAAUGGGCACGGUGGCUGCCCAUGUGCCUUACGGUGUGGCCCAGGCCCCCCGUCGGGCCACUGCUGCUGCUGCUGCUGCUGCUGCUGCUGCAAAGCAGGCCCUAGGUGCACAGUAGCUGAAGCACCCUGCUCUAGUCUUCCUGGCACACUUCUGAACCUCAUCUGGUGAGCUUUUCUGGCUCCUCUCCGUCCACCCUCCUGCAUGCCACCCUCAGCCCCCUGUGCCAAGUCUCUUAGAAAGUUACGAAGACAAGGCCAGCAUUCUCACAGACCCUCCUGGACAAGCACUGCCACGAUCCUAGCUGGAAAAGCAGGACUCUGCAAGGUCGCAUGGCUGUCGGGGAGAAAUCGGUGGGACUGAGAGUGCUACAGUCAGAGAAGCCAAGGAAGGCAAAGGGCUUGGGAUGAAAACGGUCUCAUGUAGUGCAAAGAAUACUGUGUGGAAAGGCGUGGACUUGACGUCCAAAGCAGGUCUGGCAUGGACUGCAUGACGCAAGUCCCUCUUUUUCAGAAACCUCUGUUUACCCCCAUCUCUUAGGUGGUUUUCAAGCUGUUUUGUUGUUGUUGUUGUUUUGUUU